Molecule: messenger RNA, 8217 nt
Organism: Cervus elaphus (red deer)
Lineage: Eukaryota; Metazoa; Chordata; Mammalia; Artiodactyla; Cervidae
Gene: BEAN1
Product: brain expressed associated with NEDD4 1
Exons: 5
Coding region: 5972-6751 (259 amino acids)
Source: RefSeq, a predicted model, not a curated record
UGGGGAGGGGCGGGGAGGGGGUCCCGGCCCCCUCCCCCGCGCUCUGCGGCGGCCCCAGCGCACGCACACACCCCGGGGGCGCUCAACGCUGUCCCGGGGAGGAACCGCAGCGCGCUUCGAACGGGAUCCCCGCUCUCCCGCGGAUCCCUGCCCCGACCCCCGCGCCCCCGGGCGGGCCACCGGGACCCGCGCCGACCGUGGCUGCCCCUGAACAUGCCAUCAGGCCCCGGGAUGGAGAGCACUCCCCGAUUCUUGCCUGACUGGAGUCCCACACCAACAUCCACCCUAUGUAGGGGGCAAAAAAUCAGUCUCCACGACCCCGCGCUCUUGGUUUCCCGGACCCCUAAACAACCUACCCAAGAAGGGGGAACCAGGACGCACUUAUGGCUGGGGUGGAAGAGGAAAGGGGCUCCAGGCUUGAAGAGUUUGAAGCUAGAAGCCACCCGCGACCCUCGAGCAGGGAAGUUUGACCCUCCAACGGGCGGGUCACUAGGGCCAUGCCCCCGCUUCAGUGCCUGCCUGCCGCGCUGGUCUAUCUCAGUACCAUCAGUGGGAGAAGAGGUGUCCACACUGCACCUUCUCCAGCUCUGGGUCAGACUUUCCCUGGCGCGGUAACUGAGGCUGAGUCCGAGGCGGCUGCUCUGGCUGGCUGCGCAGCGCCAAGCGGUAUAGCCGCCCCUCCCCGCGCGCCCUCGGAAGUUGGUUAGUGCCCACCCGCUCCACGGCUGACUCGCACAGCCCUUCCCCUCUCCCCAUCGGCCAGGCGGUCCUGAGGCUGGCUCGCGGAGGAUCCAGGGCUGCCCUCCUGAUGAUCCCACGCGCCGUGCCGGCGGGGAGAGCCAGGCCCAGGCUGGGAAGAGGAGGGCACGAGUGACAGGUGUCAGCCGCGGGGGCUCCAGGAGCUUGGUCCUUGGUCUUGAUUUCACAUAGUCCCACAGGCGCCUGCCUGUGAGCAAGCCCCUCCUGACUCUCCACAAACAUCCUGACUGCUCUACUGGAACAAGUGGCUUCACCUCUUUGUGCCUCAGUUGCUCUGCUGACAUGUACCUAGGAUUCUGUUGUGAGCAACGUGUUCAAGGGCUUCCGAACCAGAGGGUGGGCUUGGCUGACUUUCUAGCUGUGUGGCAUUAGGCAAGAUACUUAACCUCUCUGAGCCUCAGUUUCCCUAUCUGAAACAUGGGGAAGGUGGGUGGAUUGGAGGGAAUAAAUGAGGCGAUGCCUGGGAACGGGUGCAGGGCUGGCAUAGUGGUUGGCACACAGCUAGCUGUCAAUUCAGGCUGACCACAGGUGACAUUCUGUGAGGUGUCCAGCACCAGUGGAUGCUAAGGCAGAGCAAGGUCCUCUGAGGUGGUAGGGACACCACCCCUUCUCAACCCUGCUCCGAGGAAGUCUUGAAUCCCCUAAGGCCUUGUUGACACAUACUGCAAUGGCAGAACCCUCUCCUUAGGGCCCUUUCUCACUGUUCCCUCCUCCCUGGAUGCUCUGCUUCCCAGCGGGCACUGGCCUCCUCCUACCUAUCAUCUCCAUCCCAGUUGAGAAAGACUAUGUAACCCACUCUUUCUUUGGCCCUAGUUUGAGGUCUGUCCCCCAAGCAGAGGGCUCCCCACGUCCUUCUCACACUCUGUGCAAGGGAAUUCACACCUCCCUCCCCUCCUGGGUUUGGGCCUAGGGAAGACUGCUUUCCCUGAGGCGCAAUCAGACAGUCAGGUGGCUUGGAUGUUCCAGUGGUGACAGUUCAGACAGGCAGUGAAGAGCAGCAGAGGGAGCAGCUACUAGGGCAAGGAGACAGCGGGAAGUCGGAGGGGGUCCCAACCCUGAGGCUGUGUGGACUGGUAUGUUCAUCCAGGCGACUGAGCCACGAGGCACCAGAAGUGAUGAGCCUCGGGGAGGAAGCGGGGCCCGUGAAUGACUUUGAUAGGUUAGAAGUUCAGAGCUGGAAGGUCUCCAGGAAGAGAUCUGCCCAGUCUGUGCAGCAGACACUUCAGACCCAGGGCAGAACCCGGGAGGCACCCGGGAGGCCCAGGAGCUAGGGGAGGAUGCUGGAAUCCCUGGGGUGGCAUGGAGGGUUGAAGGUGCUCCAGGUGUUAGGAAGAAAACAAAUUCCACCACUUAUGGACACCUGUAUUAGUCCUACUCACCAGUGCCCCUGCUGCCAGAACAGAAGGGAAUGUUGGGGGGCAGUCUGUCCACAUGUUGCCUGGUGGGACACACAGAAUGGGCUGCCUCCUCGAAGCUCUUACUACACAGAAACCCCCUCUGUCCUCUUCUUCCUCUACAGCCUACUCCCCUCCCCCAUUCACCCACCAGGGUGUCACACCUUGCAUCUUCCAUAACUCUCACCUCUUCUUCCCAAAGGAGUUAAUCAGAAACUAAUUAGGAGGUUUGUGUCCCCUAGUUCACACAGUAUUUGGAGCAUAGCCAGGCAUCAGCGUGAUGGGGAUACAGGCACCUCCUCCAGUCUUGGGGAGUCAUUAGUUAGACACAUUCAGAUGCCUGUUACCUGAAGCCUGUGCCCUGGAAGUGCUCAGAGCACAAGGUGUGGGAAGGUGGCAGUCGGCUCUCAGCCUCCUAAAGGGAGAGGGCUUUCACCCUCCUGAAGCUUCCUGAAAACCAGGAGGGCUUCUGAAGCCCCUUGGCACAAAGGAGAAUUGUGUCUGAGAGCACAGCUUCUUGGAGCUGGACUACCUGGGUUUAUGGCAUGUGAUUCUAGGCAGGAGAGUCACCCUUCAGAGCCUCCAUUUCCUCUUGAAAAUGGCAACAAAUACUCUAGACCCCUUGCAAUGGCCUUGCUAUGUCUGCAUUAAGAACAUGCAUUGAACACAUGCUGUUUCCCAACCAUAAGUAUUUUCCCUUUGGAUUCUGACAACAGCCCUCUGAUCUAGGUACUAUAAUUGUCCCUAUUUUAUAGAUGAGAACACUGAGGCUUAGGACUCAGUGGACUCCAAAGUUAAGGACUAACUUUGCUAGGUAUAGGAAACUUAAAACAUCACUAUGACUCAUCAUAAUUUUAUAAGUUUGUAAAAUUGAUCAUUAGCACACUGUAUUUUAGAUAAUAUGUAAUUAGUUACUGGAAUGUUUCCUCCCUGGGUAUCUCCAAUCAUUGGACAUCUGUGUUAAUUGCCCAUGGGCAAUUUUUUGAGACACCUUCAUGUUUUUAUAUUCAAACAGUAUCAAACUGAUUUAAAAGAACAACUCCCCCCAUUUAUUCCCUAUCCUUCCUCUCCAUUUUUCUCCAUAGCCCUAUCACCCCUAACAUUUAUAUAUCUUAUUCAUCUGUUUAUUGUCUGCCCUCAUCCAUAUAAUGUAAACUCCCCAAAGGCAGGGACUUUUAACCAUUUUGCUUACUCUCAUAUCCCCAGAGACAAAAACAACCACCAGCACUUCAUAUGCUCUGCAAAUUAUAAAGUGUUUUACAAACAUAAGGUCUAUUAUUGUUAUUAUUUUUGCCAAAUGUAUAGCUUGCCUGAAAAUAAAACCUUAAGGUUCAUGGCAGAAACUUCCCUCAAAAUUCUGGCAAAUAGGACCUGCUCAAGUGCCAGGGAAAAUGUGAUGAAGGUUAAAACCAGUUGGAGAUUACUUUCCUAACAUGUUAAUAAAGCUCCUUAUCAGUAAGUUGAAAGACAAGUUAAUUUUUUUUAAUCUUUGCAACAACAAAUGGCAUGCUCAAAGGCAAUUAAAUUAGCAUUUAAAAUUUCCAAUGAGUUAACUAUCACUGAUUUAUUCACUUACUCUUUGUUACAGAAAAUCAUUUGUAAAAAACAAAAGAACACAACAAGCCUCCUCAAUCCCACCACUGUCCAGAGUAUGGAUAUCCACAUGACUGGAUACUUCAGUCUAUUUCCUUUUCAUCUUUUUCUGUGUGUGAAUAUUUUCUCUCAUUUUUUCCCUUAGAAAAUAAGGGAUCAUGUUGUCAGCAGUUAUAUAACCAGCUUACUUGGUGACAUCCCCUCACCAUUGACAUUAAAGUGAAAGUCUUUAUAUUAUUAAAAUUUCUUUAAAGCAUGACUCCAUGGCUAUAUAAUAUUCCAUUAUAAGCAUAUGCCAAAAUUUUCUCAGCCUGUCCUCUGUUAUUGGACACUGGGGUCGCUGCUGUAAUAAUGUUUUUCUAUAUCCUUACUGGUGUUGUCUAGGCCUUGAAUGAGUCUUCUCUACAUCCUUGGUCAUGACCUACUUGCUGGUUUGCAAAUAGACUGGUUUAUGUAGUUAAUGAAUCCAUUCUUAGAGGUUGGGCGCUGGUGGCAGUGGGGAAGGCAGCUGAUCCAACAAAGCGCUACUCCAGGUAAACUAAGGCAACAUGGAGACCCUGUAAGCUCCAGGCAUUUCCUGACCAACCCAGGAUAGCACACAUGUGGCCAGAUGUUGCAUGGGGGCAGAAGGCCUCUUUGCUGCCAGGGCUGCCAAACAUCCUGGAUCUCUCUUCUAAAAUCAGUACCAAGUUACUUGCUUGCAAAUCUAUGUGUACUCUGCCAGCCUCUCUGUUAUCAUCCUCUCACUCUUUUUCUCCUCCACUCCUGAGUUCAUCUGUGUCUUCAUUUGAUCACAUGACAAAUGUUUACAGGCACACCUUGUUUUAUGGUGCUUCACAGAUAUUGCUUAUUUUUACCAACUGAAGGUUUGGGACAGUCUUGAACCAAGCAAGUCUAUCAGCGCCAUUUUUCCAACUGCAUUUGCUCACUUCAUGUCUCUUGUGUCACAUUUUGGUAAUUCUCACAUUUCAAAAAUUUUUUUCUUGUUAUAUUUGCUAUAGUGACCUGUGAUCAGUGAUUUUUGAUGUUGCUAUUGCAAUAAGGGGCUUCCCAGGUGGCACAGUGGUAAAGAAUCUGCCGGCCAACACAGGAGACACAAGGGACAUGGAUUUGAUCUCUGGGUGGGGAAGAUGCCCUGGAGGAGGAAAUGGCAACCCACUCCAGUAUUCUUGCCUGGAAGAUUCCAUAGACAAAGGAGCCUGGCGAGCUACAAUCCCUGUUGCAAACAGUCAGACACCACUGAGUAACUGAGCACACAACACAGUAAGAUUACCACUUGCUGAAGGCUCAAAGGAUGGUUACCAUUGUUUAGCAAUAACGCAUUUUUAAAGUAAGGUAUGUACAGUGUUUUUUACACAAACGGCUACUGCAAACUUCAUAGACUGCAGGAUAAUGUAAACCUAAUUUUGAUACGCACUGGGACACCAAAAAAACUGAAUGACUCGCUUUACUGUGGUGAUCUGGAAUCUCGCGGACCACCAAACCAGUUAUCUCUGAGGUAUUACCUGUAAUGACAUCUAUCUGCAUUUGCCAUGGAAUUUUUUUCUCCAUUAGAGGGACCAUCAGCUGGGUCUCACACUUCAAGACCAGCCCCCCUCAUUUCUGAGACUCCUUUCUGUGUAAAAUGGCGAUUUGUUUUGAGAUCCAGUGGUUUGAGCACGCAUCGCAAAGACGUGGCCCAUCCCCCAGGCCAGCCACUGCGUGGCCCUGCCCAGUUCACCACGGACCCUGGCGAAGCGCAACCCUCCAGUAUGGCUGCCUCUGCUGCGCAUGCGCGAACCAUCCCGUCUCGCGCAGUUACCCGGCUGCUUCUGCCAGGGCGACGGAGCCGGUCCCCUUAACCACAAGCUCGCUGAUCGAGAUCGGAGUGUCACGGUGAGCCACGGAGCGGAGGGAUUCUGGGAGCAGGGACGCGAAGAGAAGUGGGAGUGACGUGGACUUACCGCCCACCAUUCAGCCACUUCAGAACCUGGAAAACUGCAGUCUGCCGGCCGCCCGCCUGCCCGCAAUCCAGUCGGAGAUGAGUCACAGGCAGGGACGCGCCUCGACUCAGAUGCUGGGCGCUGAGUGAGACGGGCGCGAGGGAAGACGUGACCUGGGUGUCAGAUCUGUGGUGUGGGGUGUCCCUGGCAGUAACCGCGAGGUGAGCGGAGGGUCCUUCCCUGCGAGAAGUCAGAGCUCUGCACGUGGGCAGGCUGGCUCCACUGUUCUGCUCCAAGGAUUACAUGUCCUUCAAACGCCCCUGCCCCUUAGCUCGAUACAACCGCACCAGUUACUUCUACCCCACGUUCUCGGAGAGCUCAGAGCACAGCCACCUGCUCAUCUCUCCCGUGCUGGUGGCGAGCGCCGUCAUAGGCGUGGUCAUCAUCCUCUCCUGCAUCACCAUCAUCGUGGGCAGCAUCCGCAGGGACAGGCAAGCCCGGCUCCAGCGCCAGCGCCGCCGCCACCGCCGCCACCACCAUCGCCACCACCGCCGCCGCCGCCGGCGCCAUCGAGAGUACGAGCAGGGCUAUGUGUCAGACGGGCACACAUACGGCCGCCCGAGCCACAGAAUGCAGUACGCCUGCGGCCCCGCCGAGGACUGGCCUCCGCCCUUGGACCUUAGCUCUGAUGGGGACGUGGACGCCACGGUGCUCCGAGAGCUGUACCCAGACUCUCCACCCGGUUACGAGGAGUGUGUGGGGCCAGGCGCCACCCAGCUGUACGUCCCCACGGAUGCCCCGCCUCCCUACUCACUGACCGACUCCUGCCCCGAGCUGGACGGCACCCUGGAUGCGGGCAGUGACCACAGCCCCGGCCGACACCAGCAGGCGCAGAGGCCGCAGGGCCAGAGUGGCCUCCGCACUGUCUCCAUGGACACCCUGCCCCCUUACGAGGCUGUGUGUGGGGCCAGCCCCCCAUCAGGCCGGCUGCCACUGCCUGGACCACAACCAGGCCCGCAGAGCUGCCAGGGCUCGCCCGCCACAACCCAGGCCCCGGCCUUGGGCCCAGAGCGGAUCAUGUGAGUGACCUGGUAGUCAGGUCCUGCCGGCCCCUCGGGGCUGAGUCACAUCUUUCAGGCACACAGGGGCGUGUACACACACACACACACACACACACACACACACACACAGAUGCUCACACAGCACCCCCACAUGCACACAUAUACACACAACUUGGACAGAGACACACUGACACACCCAUGUGCGCACACACAUCCAGACAUGCCCCUCACGUGUGCAGACGUGCACACACACACAGGCCUACCCCCCCCCCCCCGAUACACAAUCCCACCUGCAAAGAUUUCAUUGCAGACGAAGCUCUCCUGACCUCCAGUCUCCUCCCCAGCCUGCCAGCAAUGCCCCUGGAGCCAGUACUGGGAGAAGGGAGGCAGAGAAGGAGCUGGGGUUCACUCGGCCUUCUCCCCAGGCCGUCUGCCCUGCUCUCACUGGGCAGGCUGGGCCCCAGCGCUGGCUCUGCCCCCUAGAAGCCGCUCAGCUGUCCCAGGUCAGCUGCCUGCCCAAACUCACCCCCCACCCCCAGGAGGCAGCUGGUCCUCCCGGUUGGCAGGACAGGCCUCGGUGAGGCUCAGCUCCACGCUGUCUCUGUCCCCACCCUGGGGCAGAAGAGCCACAACACCUGCCACUUACAGGGUGAGGGACACGGGACUAGGGGCCCAGGCACAACCUGGAGACCCUCGCCUCACCCUGCCCCAUCCCUAACCCAGCCCACCCUCCGUCUGGUGGUGCUAGCGGAGUUGUCUCCAAAGCCCCCACUCCAAGCCACAAGUGAUGGACAGGGCCCUCAGCGGGCAUGCGGCGGUGGUGGGGGGGGGGGGUGGUAGUGAGUCACAGCUGUGCCCAUGUCUGUCUAGCCACUGCCUGGGACUGAGGGUCUUCAAAGAAGACGGGGUGGGGCCUGCCUGGGGACAGGCGCUGAGGCAGAGGAGCAGCCCCUCACUAGGUACAUGCCCUGCCGACCAUUAAUGGCCUAAGCUUGAGUGGGCUGGAGACAGACCGCAGGAGCAGUGCUGUCCCUCUGGGUGGGGGCUCAGGGUUCAGAGUUGGGAGCCAGCACCUUCUGGUCUGCCCUCCAUGGUGCUGGAGCAGAUGAACUCAAGGGGAUGUGGGCCCCACCGUGCCACCGCGAGAGGACCAGUGGUUGCAUCUCAGCCUUGCUGCUGGGACUACUGCAGAAAGGGGUACGUGGGCCUGGUUGUUGACAGACUCAGACCUUGGCCCCUGAAUCCCAGCAAUUUCCAUCAGAGACCACGCAGGUAACAGAGCUGAUGCCUGCAGAUCCAGCUUGCACGAGGGUAGCAGCCCAGCGCCGAGGAAGAGCGUCCCUGCUGGCAUCACCAGCGGCAGUCCUCCAACCUACCCUGCCUCCCUUCCCACCCCGUCCGUAAACUGCAGCACCCCCAACUAGCCUCUCCCCCACAUUUCCAUUCCUCCAAUAAAGGGCUAAGACAAUUUAGUAAUCCCUUUCUUAA